GGGAACCGGCAGCAGGGCAUCCUGCGCUGGGAACGGGGCAUCCUGCACCGGGAACCGCGAACGGAGCAUCCUCCACCGUGCGCUGGGAACCGAGAGCAGCAGGAGCGGCUCGUUCUGCUCCGGGAACGGGGCACCGGGAACGGGGCAUCCUGCGCUGGACAGUGGGAAACAGGGCACUGGGAACCCUGUUCUGGGCAUCGAGACCUGGCAUCCAGUACCGGCAGCUGGGCGCACAGCACGGGGUGCCGCGUCUGGAUGCCCAGGGCAGGAUUCCCAGUGCCCAGUUUCUGGUGCAGGUUGUCCUGGCAUGUCCUAGGAUGUUCCCUGGCACUGGGAGCUGGACACCUGGAAUGAAGCAUCCUGUACUAGCACCUGGCACUGGGAACGGGGCAGCCAGACCUGGCACCCUGCACUGGGAAUCAGACACUGGGAAUGGGCACCCUGCACUGGGAAUCAGACACUGGGAAUGGGCACCCUGCACUGGGAUCCUGGUACUGGGAAUGGGCACCCUGCACUGGGAAUCAGAGACUGGGAAUGGGCACCCUGCACUGGGAUCCUGGUACUGGGAAUGGGCACGCUGCACUGGGAUCCUGGUACUGGGAAUGGGCACCCUGCACUGGGAAUCAGACACUGGGAAUGGGCACCCUGCACUGGGAUCCUGGUACUGGGAAUGGGCACCCUGCACUGGGAUCCUGGUACUGGGAAUGGGCACCCUGCACUGGGAUCCUGGUACUGGGAAUGGGCACCCUGCACUGGGAUCCUGGUACUCAGAACUGGGCAUCCAGACCUGACAGCCUGUUCUGGGAACUGGGCACCCAGCCCUGGUGACCACGCACUGAGGAUGUGGCAUCCUGCACCAGCACGUGCAGAAACAGGAAUGGGGCACCCAGCACUGGGCACCAGACAAUGGCAAUAGGAGAUCCUGCAAUGGGGACCUGGCACCAGGAACUGGGCACUGGGAACCUUACAGUGGGCAUUCAGACCUGGCACCCAUAACUGGGAACUGGGAACUGGGAAUGGACACCUCCUGCUCUGGAAUGUGGCAUCCAGCACCGGGCAGCUGGCAGCAGGAGUCAGGAGUGGGGACCUGGCACUGCACAGCCAGACGUGGCACCUGGUACCAGGAACUGGACACUCAGCACUGGGAACAGGCACCCUGUGCUGCAGACCCAGCUCUGAGAAAUGGAAUGGGGCAUCCUACAAAAGUUGUCCAAACACCAGGAAUCUUGCAGUGGACACUGGGCACCAGGAGCUGGGCACCUGGAACUGGGCACCCUGUGCUUGCACUGGGAACUGGGCACUAGGCAGCCACACUGGGCACUGGGAUUCAGGCACUGGGCAGCAGGAUCUCUGCAGUAGGAACUGGGCACCCAGCACCAGGCAGCCCAGUCUGCCCACGGGAACCCUGUGCCCGUUAUGGGGUGCCCGUUAUGGGGUGCCCCAUCCUGGAUUCCAGAUGUCCCAGCUGCAGUGGGCACUGCUGGGAGCAGAGCAGUAACUGGAGAGCCUGCACUGGGAAUUAGUUGCCACCAUUACCCCAGACCAGGCUGGAGGUACUGGGAGCCCCGGUGGGGGACUGGGAUGUCCUGCACUGGGAACUGGGCAGGGCAUACUGGGAGCCAGGUGCUCCUUGCUGGGAGCUUGGGAGUGUCCCAGUGGGCUCUCAGCACUGGGACUGGCUGCCCCAGACUGGGCACCAGUGAUGGUGCAUCUGGAUGGGUCUGGGUGCCCAGUAUGGCACAGCUAGGUGGCACUGGCCACCCAGUAUGGCAUGGCCAGGCAGGCAGGACCGGUUACCCAGUAUGGCACAGCCGGAUGGAACUGGGUGCCCAGUAUGGCAUGGCCUGGUAGGACUGGGGAUGGACUGGGCACCCGGUUUGGCACAGUUGGCCACGUCACCAUCGCCACUGGCUCAGUGGCCACCAGUGCCCCCAGAACAGAGCCCAGGCACAGCCAGUGGAGCCACGGCUGUAUGGGAGCCAGGGUGACCCCAGGGUGUCACAUUCUGGGACCAGCAUGUUCCCAUGGGCGUCAUGUGCCACACCGGCGUGUCCUCAGGGGUGUUACACACCGUCCAGGAUGGGGCUGUCCCCACAGGUGUCCCAUCCCGGCCCCAGGGUGUCCUCAGGGAUGUUCUAUCCCAGGGCAAAUACGUCCCUGGGGUAUCACAUCCCAGGAGUGUCACAUCCCAGGAGUGUCACAUCCCAUACUGGGAUGUCCCCAGGAACAUCCUGCUGGCACUGGGCUGCCAGGAUGGGGACCCUGGAGAUGGUGACACAUCUCAGGGCGAUGCCACUCACGGGAUGAUCUGUCUCUCUGGUCUAAUUUUGUCUGGUUUAAUUGUUCCAGGAGCAGGAAUGCCAGGACCACCCCUGUGUGGGAGCACCGGGACCGUCCGUGUGCCAGCCACUGACAGGAUUUUGUCUCUGGCAGGAUCAGGGUCAGAGCUGGAGGAGAAUGGGAAGAGUGGCAGCAAGAAACUGGACACCAUGACCCUGAUUAAGGAAGACAUGGACAUCUUCGGGCACUGCCCUGCGCACGACGAGUUCUACCUGGUGGUCUGCAACCACUGCAGCCAGGUGGUGAAACCCCAGGCCUUCCAGAAGCACUGUGAACGCCGGCACGGCCCGCUCAGCAAGCUCUACGCCCGCGCCGCCGCGUGCCACGUCGCCGUGAACGGGCAGCCGGUGCCCGGCAGGACCCCCGGAGCGGCCAAAGCCCUGCAGGAGAAGCACCCCGGUGCCCGUGGGAGAGCCCAGCCCCUCCCGGAGCACACGGACAAGGACAACAACCUCUGCUUGUUUGUGCCCGUGGUGAACCUGGAGAAGAUUCCCAGCAUUCCCAAACCGGACGGGCACGGGAUCAAGGUGCCCCCCAAAGCCGUCCCCACCAACUCCAAGGAAUCCCUGGGGAAACCCGCGGCUGCCGCGGUGCCCAAAGAGCCCCCGGUGCCCGCCGGGGUCGGGGGGGAUUCGGCCAUGCCGGAGAGCAUCCCUGCUCCGGGGGACAAGGAUGUGGGGGCCCCCAAACCGCCCCCCAGGUCCCACAGGAAGCUGGCGCGGAAGGAGUGUGACCUGAACCGGCAGUGUGGGGUGCGGAACCCCGACACCAACAAGCUCUGCACCCGCCUGCUGACCUGCAAGAUCCACUCGGUUCACCAGCGCCGGGAGGUGCAGGGUCGGGCCAAGGAUUUCGAUGUGCUGGUGGCCGAGCUCAAGGCCAGCACCCGCCGAGGGGACCCCCCGAAAGACAGGAGCCCCCCUGAGAAGGACCCACUGCACCCUGCCCUGCAGGACACCCCCCCACUGCUGCAGCCCCCCAGUACCCCUCCCUGCCGAGCCAGGCUGUCCCACUGCUUGCACCCCCCCAGGGCCCGACUUUCCUCUGCCAGUGACCCUGAGGAUGCCCCGGCCACCUCUGGGGAGGGGAGCAUGGGAAGCUUCCCCCUCCCCCUGCCCAAGGGGGACAGCCGCGUGUCCAGCGAGGAGAGCGAGGAGGAGGUGGGCGAGGAGCCCCCCCGGACCCCGGCGCGCCCACCACGGCCUCAGGCGUUCUGCACCUUCGGGAGCCGCCUGGUGACCCCGGGCUGUUACGUGUUCGACCGGCGGCUGGACCGGUUCUGCGCCGCGCUGGGCUCCAUGCUGGAGCAGCACCUCAGCGCGCACAGGUGGAGGAAGAUCCCUCCAGCCGUCGUGCCCCCUCUUCACCUCCCCGCAGCCCCUCCCAGCCCCGCUGCCCCCCUUUUCGGCCCUGCCACCCCUUCCCCGCCCCUGCGGAGCCCCUCGGCGGCCGGGGGGUGCCGGGUCCCCACCAGCCUCACCUACACCGUGGGGUCCCCCCCGGCGGCGGCCGCCUGCAGCCAGCCCGAGUGCGGGGGAGGGGGCACGCAGUCCAUCACCUCUCCCCUCCCCGCCAACACCCCCUCGCCCUCCUUCAGCAAACUGCCCCCCGGCAAGGCCAGCAGAUCCCCGCGGGCACGGGAGGCGCCGGGGAUGGACGCGGAGCCCCGGCCCUGGCAGCCCCCCAGGGCCGGCAGCCCCCCCUACAAACGGACCUGUUUGGGGGACAGCGGCAAAAAUCUGGGCUUGGCUCCCCCCGGCAAGACGAAACUCCCGGCCCCGGCUUCGCCCUCCGUGGCCAUCCUCAACGGGACCCCGAGGAUGCGCCGGCUGCCCCCCGGCCCGCCCUGCCGAGCCCCCCCCGCCGCCCCGGACCCCCCAACGCCGCCGCUGCCCGGGCUGGGGGGCGACCCCCGGGGGCUCUCCGAGGAUGAGGUGAAGAAGCGCAAGAACGCGGCCACCUAUUGCCGAGCCCUGAAGGCCAAAGCCGCCCCCGCCCUGCCCGGGCCCCCCCCGGCACCCCCCGGCCCCGGCAGCUCCGGCUCGGGGGGCUCCAUCCGCAGGAAGAAGCCGGGGACGCCCCUGGGCUUCGAGGAGAAGAGGAGCGCCCUGAAGUCCAAAGCCCAUUAACAGAGGGGUCACCGGGGGCCCCCCCUGUGUCCUCCUCACCCACCUGGAAACGCCAGAAAACCGAUGAAGGGGGGAAAAAACAUCCCAAGGAAACACGAAGGAAAAAAUCCCAAACUUCCAGAAAAUACCUCAAAACUCUCAGUUCUGUUCUCUUGCUGCUAAACCAGCCCCGGGAGGGGGGGGCGGCACUGGGGACCCCCCGAACCUCCCGGGGCCCCGUCGGCCGCGGAUAUUUAUAAGAA
Molecule: messenger RNA, 4711 nt
Organism: Taeniopygia guttata (zebra finch)
Lineage: Eukaryota; Metazoa; Chordata; Aves; Passeriformes; Estrildidae
Gene: ATXN7L2
Product: ataxin 7 like 2
Source: RefSeq, a predicted model, not a curated record